AUGCCGCCAUUCGCCGUAGCCAGCCCUGCUCAGAAGCGGCAGGGUGGCGCAACGCCACCGCCGCACUCACUUCCCCGGCUCGACCUGUCCCCCAUGGACACGGACCCGGCGCCGGCGAAGUCACCAACUCCGCCCGCCUCAUCCACCGCCGGACCAGCGCCCCCCGCCGCCCCUACCGCGAAGGGGAAGCGAUACCCACCCCUCAUUGUGGAGGUGAUGCCUGAUUGGCCAAUGCAUUUCCGCGAGCUGCGGAAGGUGCUGGGCCACCAGGUCAACGCACGCCCCCUGGGGAAAGGCAUUAUCUUCACCCCGAGGGACGAGGAUGAGUACCGGGCGAUCCAGCAGUACCUUCAGACCACGGGGCUACACUGGUUCUGCUACGGCCUCCCAGCAGAACGCAGCCUCAAGAUCGCCAUCCGCGGCCUGCCGGCGAACACCGACCCGGCAGAAAUAGAAGAAGACCUGAGGGAGAAGGGCUUCUUACCCGAAUUCGUCCGCCAAAUCCGCGCGCGCAGCGGCCGGCCUGGAUGCAUAUUCCACGCCCAACUGCAGCGCACCGCGGACACGACGCCGGGGAUCUACGCCCUCACCGAGCUCCUGGGUAUGCCAGGAGUAAAGGUCGAAGCCUGGCGAGGACGAAAGGGCCCCGCGCAGUGCUACAGGUGCCAGGGUUUUCGGCACUCGUCGGUGAACUGCCACCGCCCUCUCGCCUGCCGCGCAGUGCCCGGUCUACAAGCGGGAGGCGCGCAACAAGAAGGCCGGAGUCGCAGCGCGCACUGGUGCAGCACUGCCAACCACCUCGCAGCCAGCCGUUGA
Molecule: messenger RNA, 816 nt
Organism: Cydia pomonella (codling moth)
Lineage: Eukaryota; Metazoa; Arthropoda; Insecta; Lepidoptera; Tortricidae
Exons: 2
Coding region: 1-816 (271 amino acids)
Source: RefSeq, a predicted model, not a curated record